Messenger RNA from Episyrphus balteatus (marmalade hoverfly), 2177 nucleotides. RefSeq lists its product as uncharacterized. Bases 999 to 2021 code for a protein of 340 amino acids. The record is from RefSeq and is a predicted model, not a curated record. Lineage: Eukaryota; Metazoa; Arthropoda; Insecta; Diptera; Syrphidae. The transcript has 2 exons.
CAUUUUUGCUUGUCAUUUUUGAUUGAAAAUUACCUAACCACAAAAGUCAUAAAAUCAGGUUGACUAAGGCGUAAUUUUUCUUUCUUUUUUAAUUGGAAUAAAUACCUAUGAUUUUUAUUUGGGAAUUGAAUCCGAAUCGCCGAAGGUCAACAUAAUUUUAUUUAAUAGAGAUGACUGAUGAAAUUGCACAUAGCUGCGUCGCCAAUGGCGGCAAUUUGCCGGACGAUGAAGAAAUGGUUGCGUGCGAAACUUGUGCUCGUUGGUCGCAUUUCAACUGUGCUAAAUUUGUUCCUUCCUUGUACUGUACUGCAACUCCGUGGUACUGUCACAAGAAUGAAUGCGAGGAUGUUGCAAAAAAUCGAGAUAGGGAAGGGGAUAAAAGCAAACAAGUGGCUGCCAGUGAAAAAAACUCUGAUGAUUUCGAUGUUCUGAUUGAGGCAGCCAAGUUAGCUCAGACGACUCAACGAAAUCGAAUUACUUAAAGCUGAGAUGGACGUGCUUAAAUCAAAAUUGCAUACAGCAACGAAGGAGCCCCUAGUCAAGUUAAUUCUAGGCCUGUUGAAUUGACAAAACUCGCCAACGCUGGACUAGAAGCAGUUCGUCAGAUUGGUUGCAAGCAUAAGCAAAUUUUGGAAAAUUCGUCUCACGCUCAUUCAACUCCUCAUAAGGCUGACGAUCAUCUUGAACCAAGAAGUUCCGAUACAAGUUUAUGCCAGCAAUCAGAUAUGUCAAACUUGUUAACGAUUCUCACUCGUAAUCAGGUGCAAGAGUUGCCGUCGUUUUCGGGUCACGAUCACAAGGAGUGGCCUUAUUUUGAGUUAGUGUACAAGUCUACUACCGAAAAGGGAAGAUACAACAGCAGAGAGAACGUAGCGCGUCUUAGAAAGGCGCUGGUUGGUGAGCGAUCGGUUGCGUUACUAUACAUAUAAAUCUUCUCAAAUUGCCGGUGUUAAGUUCUGGAAGCGAUAUGAAGCUGCGCCAAUGGGCCGUGACAUUAAAUGGUUUCGUUGGUGAUAUCAACUCCAUGGAUCUUAGCAAAGAACUCAAUAACAAUUAUGUUCUCACUGAUGUGCCCGUCGUUGUAUCAUGAUUGGCAGAAACGAAAAAUAAAGAAUCCUGAUGCAAAUUUAGAAAAUUUUGCAGUGGUCAUUUCUGAUAAGUUGUUUGAUUUACCUCCAGAGUUAUCGAAGUCAUCGAAGCCACCAGGUAGAGACAAGGCAGUCAGUGCAGCUGUGUCAAAAAGAGUUUUGACUCACCAGUCAGUAUCCAACGCAAGUGUUUGUGUCAAGUGUGGCAAAUCUGUGCAUGUGCUGAGUGAUUGUGAAGCUUUCAAGGCGAUGAAAGUAGACGAGAGGUUCGAGUUUGCGAAAAACAAUGCCAUAUGUUUCAGAUGCCUAGAUCCAGUGCCACACAAGUGGAAUAGGUGUUCGCAAAGGAAGUUUUGUGGAAUUGAAGGCUGUUCAAAGCACCACCACCCUCUUUUGCAUCUGACUGCUCCAAGAUCAUCUAUAAAUUCAUCUGCUCCUGCGUUCACUCCACGUGCACAGAUUCACUCAUCACAUCUUGGAGUUAAGGCACCUGUGAUGUUCAAGGUUGUUCCGAUUCGACCAACGGCAGCUAUUUGGACACAUACAUAUGCCUUUUUAGAUGAUGGAUCCUCGAUUGAGAUGAUUGAACGAGAGGUUUAUGAAUACUUGAACCUGAAAGGUGAGCCCGAAUCUCUAGUACUGCACUGGACUAAGGGUGUUUCGAGAACAGAGCAGUCAAUACGAACAACUUUAGGUGUCUCAGCUGUGAAUAAGGUCAAACGAUUCACACUGAAGGAUAUAUACACAGUUAAUGGUUUAGAACUUCCUAGCCAGACCGUCAAUGUCAGCACUUUACAGAAAUCUUUUGCUCAUCUUAAAGAUUUGCCGUUAAUUGAACUGAAUAAUGCAAAACCGAAGAUUCUUUUGGGUUUAGACCAGGCUAGCAGAGGUCGACAAUGGACGAUGAACCAAGAGCUAUUAAGACACCCCUAGGUUGGGUUGUGUUUGGAACAACUGGUUUUUUCAAUUUCAAUUUUUUUGUUUUAUUGAACAUACUAUAUACAAUUGACUUAAGCUUAACUUAUUUCUAAUAAGAUACAUUGAUUGAUAUAAAAUUUGUUGGCACAUAUGGGGCCUAUCCUUAUACAA